CAACAGUUUAUAAGUCCUUGAUUGAAAACACAAAAAGAAUGAGGAAGAAAAUGAACUUCCAUAAUAAUGAAGCCGCGCGGUAUCUAGCAUCCUAUAUGGCCCCACACGUUACUUUGAGAAUGGUCCACCAACUCAUUCCUCUUAUUUUUCUCUCUGCUUUCAGUCUUCCCUUGCUGUCUUCCCUAAUCAAACUGCCUUUUGCAGUCUAAGUAAAACAACUUCCCUCAUUCUCUCUCUUCUUCACCAUCAUCUAACCCCCAUCUUCUUCUCCUUGAUCUUGUCCAAACUCUGUCUCCCAAUCCAUUCUCAUUGAAAACAGUUUAAGAAUUCUUGAGUGUGUCCUAAGACUAGAGUCUGUUCUUAUUUUCUGUAAAUAAAUAGCAAGAAAAACAGAGCUUUAUUAAUGGCGGCCAACAAGUUUGCCACCAUGUUGCAUAGGAACACUAACAGGAUCACUCUUGUUCUUGUUUACGCAAUGCUCGAAUGGGUUUUGAUUUUUCUCCUUCUCGUCAACUCUCUUUUUUCCUACCUCAUCAUCAAGUUUGCUGAUUACUUCGGCCUUAAACGCCCCUGCAUCUGGUGUUCGAGGCUUGAUCAUCUCUUGGAUCCCAAGAAGGAGAAGAAUUAUUACAGAGAUCUUGUUUGUGAAGCUCAUGCGGCUGAGAUUUCUAGAUUGCGGUAUUGUUCCAAUCAUCGGAAACUUGCUGAAUCUGAAGACAUGUGUGAGGAUUGCUCGUCCUCAUCCCAAGAGUGUUCAAAGAAUUUUGCUUUCUUUCCAUGGAUGAAGCAGUUUGGUUUGGUUCAAGAUGGUGAUGUGGGUUUCAACUGUUCUUGUUGUGGGGAGAUCUUGGAGAGUAAACUGUACUCUCCUUAUCUCCUGAUUAAGCCUUCUUGGGGGCUUUUGGAUUAUACCCAGAAAGAGAAUUUGAUCGAAGAAGCAGGAACUGAUAUAAUUGAGGAAGGAGAUCAUUCCGAACCGAGGAGAUCGGAUUUUGUAGGGGAUGAUGUUGAAUCUGAACAGGGAACUGAAGAAAACAGGGGAAUUCAGAUUGGUCCUGAUGAGGAAAGUGAUGAUGAAAGAAGGGAGUUGAAGGUAGAUGAGGAAUUUUCAUGUUUCAUUUCUAGUUUUGAUUGCAAGCCGAGGACAGUUGAUCUUGAUGAAGUUUUUGCCACGGAGAAAGAUCAAGAAUCAGUGCAAGCUGAUGACUUGAAUCCGUCAGUGGAUGGUCCAUCUAAUCAUCAUCAGGAGGUGGCUAAUGAUGAAUCCUCCGGAAUUCCACCGAAGCAUCUAGAGUUCUACAUUGAUCAGGAUGAUUGUCAUCUGAUUCCAGUUGAGUUGAUGGAUUCAGCGACAGCAGAAAAUCAAAGAGAGUACAAGUUUAGGGAGGAAGAUCAUGGGGUUUCUGGCAAUGGAGAUGUUAUUUUGGAUUUUGAAUUAAGUUCCGAGGCACUAGUUGAAUUGGCUGUGGAGGAGAGGUGUGAUUCAGGAGAGAAAGUGGUACUACCUUCUGUUGGCUCCUCUCAGAUUAAGGAUAAAUCCAGUUUUGCAGCAGUUGAAUCAAAGGACUUGGAUGAGGAAGAAAGCUUGUUAGUACAUGAAGAAAAGGCGGAUGUUAUUUUGGAUUUUGAAUUAAGUUUUGCGGCACCAGUUGAAUUAGUUGUGGAGAAGAGGUGUGAUUCAGGGGAGGAAAUGGUGUUACCUUCUGUCAGCUCCUCUCAGAUUAAGGAUGAAUCCAGUUUUUCAGCAGUUGAAUCAGAGGACUUGGAUGAGGAAGAAAGCUUGUUAGUACAUGAAGAAAAGGCACAUUUGGUAGAGGAGGAGAAUGAACAAGUUGCUAUUACUCAAGCAACUAAGCCGCUACCCAUUGAUGCUGAUGAUGUUCUACAAACUGCAGUAACAGAAGGGGAAAUGGAUUCAGAUGUCAGGCAAGUUUCUGAUGAGCAAAAUGAUGAAAUUGAAGCCGAGGUUUCUAUAGGCACAGAGAUUCCUGAUCAUGAACCGAUUGAUGAUAUUCAACCCCAGGAAGUUCUUCCUUCAUCUCAAUCCAUUCAAGAAUAUCCUGCCAAUGAUUCUGCUCGGUUUCAUGUAGAUGACAAUGAUAAUGGUGGUUCCAAGGUUGAUGAGGAAGAAAUUAUACAAUUCAAGUCUAUAACAGUUGAGACAAGUGACCAAACUAUAAGCACUCAUCCAUCGUUGUGUUUAGAGUUUAAUGAGAUUGAAGAAGAUAAAGCUCCGGAUACACCAACUUCCAUAGAUAGUCUUCAUCACUUGCACAAGAAGUUGCUCUUGCUCGAGAGAAAAGAAUCGGGUACAGAAGAAUCUUUGGAUGUAAGUAUUAUCAGUGACAUUGAAGGAGGGGAUGGAGUAUUGACCUUUGAGAAGUUGAAGUCAGCAUUGAAAGCUGAAAGGAAGGCUUUGCAUACUUUGUAUGCAGAAUUGGAAGAAGAGAGAAAUGCCUCUGCAGUAGCGACAAACCAUACAAUGGCAAUGAUAAAUAGGCUUCAAGAAGAGAAGGCGGCGAUGCAGAUGGAAGCUUUGCAAUAUCAGAGAAUGAUGGACGAACAAUCUGAGUAUGACCAGGAAGCUUUGCAGCUUUUGAAUGAGCUUAUGAUAAAGAGAGAAAAGGAGAAGGCUGAGCUGGAAAAGGAGCUGGAAAUAUAUAGGAAGAAGGUGCAGGAUUAUGAGGCUAGACAGAAAAUGAUGAUGCUGAGAAGAAGGAGAGAUGAUAGCACCAGAAGUGCGACUUCUUCUGCUUCCUGUAGCAAUGCUGAAGACAGUGAUGGAGUAUCUGUUGAUUUGAAUCAAGAUCCAAAGGACGAAGGUAACUAUGAUAAUAUACCUCAAGAGGGUAGCAACCAGAAUACCCCAGAAGAAACAGUUUUGUAUUUGGAGGAAUCAUUGGCUGACUUUGAGGAAGAAAGGCUAUCCAUUCUAGAGCAGCUCAAAGUUUUGGAAGAGAAAUUGGUUGUAUUGAAUGACGAAGAGGAAAGGCAAUUUGAGGAACAUGUUCAGCAUUUGCAUGAAGAGAAUGGUAAUGGCUACACCAAGAAUUCUGAUUUUGGCAGUGAAGUAAAUGGAGUUGCAAAUGGUCAUUUCAAUGGAAACGGAAAACACCAUCAAGAGAUGAAAAUCACAGGUCCUAAGGCCAAGAGACUUCUCCCCCUUUUUGAUGCAGCUGAUGCAGAAAUUGAAGACUGGGUAUCAAAUGGGCAUGCAAAUGGAUUUGACCCCUUUUCCUAUCAAAAUUCCUCAGCAGCCAGCUUUGAACGAGAGAACAAGAAGCUUGCUAUUGAGGAAGAGGUGGAUCAUGUUUAUGACAGGCUACAAGCACUUGAGGCAGACAGGGAGUUUCUAAAACACUGCAUUAGUUCCUUGAGGAAAGGAGAUAAAGGACUUUAUCUUCUCCAGGAGAUUCUACAACAUCUUCGUGACUUGAGGAGCGUGGAAUCUCGUGUAAGGACUAUGGGAGAUGCUGCUAUAUAGUUACAUCCUGCAGAAUUACACUCAAAAUGCUAAUAGGUAACCAUUUUUUUUCAUAGGGUCACAUAUUUUCCUACACAGUUCCAAUGUUGACUCUUAAAGUCAUUUCUUUUCUUGAUUAUUUGCAGAAUGCACAACCGGGGUUUAAUUAACCUCUUCGAGUGGAGGAUUAAAGCAGCCUAACUUGGGUUGUGCUCGAAGAUACACAUUCCAACACAGUUCUGCAUUUUCAGAAAAUUUUCUCAUGAGUCCAGAGAGUCCCUCGCAGGAUAGGGAGACUCCUGCUAUGAUCUGUCUGGAGAUCUUGGACGACAGAAGAGAAAAAAUGGGAAAUCUACCAUUUUCCCUUUGUCAUUUUUCCAGGUCUUGGUGUCCAAGUAAACCCAACAUUUUUUGGGUGGGGUUUAGCUCACCUCGUCACUUCCUAGGGAAAAAGGAGGAUUGGGUGAGUGUAUGUAUGUGUGUGUAGGCUAGUGAGGAAAAAGCCAAGCUAUCAUUUUGUAUGUUGUGAGAAAGGUGCCUGGCUUGUAAAGCUGGAGUGAUUUAACAAAUAUUCCAGUGCCAGGGUGCAUAGCAUUAGUUUAUUUAGAACAGUAAAACUUAGGACACUUUUUGGUCAUUUUUUAAAUCUUUUAAGGAUAAAGGUAAAAGAAGGGGUAAGUAACCCCUCCUUUUUCUUUUCAUCUUUGCAUCAUUUCAGUCAUAUGGGGUCUGUUUAUUUUAUUUUUAGGAGCAAAGUUGAGUUAUCUGUACACUACAUGUACCCAGUUGUAAGUAUAUAUGUGAAAAAGCGAGUGUUUGUUCAUAUUGUUUUGGAUGUGUUUUCUUAGCAUUGUAUUUUUUUCCUUGUUUUGGAGUCCAAGGCAGAGGUAGAUGCAAUAAAGUAUUUGAAAUGCA
Rubroshorea leprosula is the source of this 4378-nucleotide messenger RNA. The record is from the annotation of a GenBank genome assembly. Lineage: Eukaryota; Viridiplantae; Streptophyta; Magnoliopsida; Malvales; Dipterocarpaceae.